GCCGCCCUGUCCCGCCCACAAAAUGGCGGCGGCCAGUUCGCCUCCAUUGCUCGGUACUCCCGGUCCCUGAGCCGACGCUGCCGGGGGAACAGGCAGCCCGGCGCGGUGUCCCUCGAUGGAACUGGGUCGGCUGGAGUACCUGCAGGCGCUCGUCACCGAGUUCCAGGUGACGGACAGCACAGAGGCCAAGGAGCAGGUGCUGGCGAACCUGGCCAACUUCGCCUACGAUCCCAGCAACUACGAGUAUCUCCGGCAGCUGCAGGUGCUGGACCUGUUCCUCGACAUGCUUACGGAGGACAACGAGAGCCUGGUGGAGUUUGCCAUGGGUGGUCUUUGCAACCUGUGCUUGGAUAAAACAAACAAAGAGUACAUCCUGGAGGCCAACGGGGUGGAGCCCAUCAUCAACUGCCUGUCCAGCUCCAACGAGGAGACCGUGGUGUCGGCUGUGACCACGCUGAUGUUCCUGACGACUCCGCGGUCGCGCGCGCAGACCACGGCACUGCCCGUGGUGGAGUGCAUGCUCCGCUUCUCGCUCUCGGCCAACACGCGCCUCAGUAACCUGGCAUCCAUCUUCCUGCAGGAUUACUGCAGCCCUCCGCAGGUGGAGGAGGCCAGGAACCUCAGCAAGCACACGGCAGUGGGCAUUCCUCUGCCCAAGGACUGAGCGGGGCUGUGGAGAGGGGAGCCUCCUGCUGUUGUCACUUUCUGCUCAGCAGGCCAAGAGCAGCAGUAGAGACGGGAGUUGGUCCCACCGCUGCCGGUGUUUAGUUAACAAACACGAUGGACACGGCAGCUGGGCCAAGCACACCGCUAAGCCUGCAAAUAUUUAAAAUAAAGCAGGUCAUGGCUGCACAUUGGAAAGUUCUUUGCCAAGUGCAGCUCGGCACCCAGCUUGCACAAGCAACCCUUCCCAGCAAUGAGGGGUGUUCUGCUCAGGUUAUUGGGCAGAAUUGUAUCCAGUCGGGUUCCUGGCUAGUUGUGCUACACCUCUCCCCUUCAGUGUGGGUGACAAGUGACACUAAGUGUCAGCUCAAGUCACUGAAAUGUCACAGAAAUGUAUUCCUCCUGCAGAGAAAGGAGUUUCCCUGCCCUGGCAGUUCACAGUCUCCAUCCCUGUGGCACUAGUUAUGCCAUCCUCUAAUCAUGGCCCAGGCAGCCAGCUCUGGAAUCACUACAUAGGGCAGGUUGUAGCUGCCCUGUAAAUGAAGUGGUAAGUUUGUCUUUUAUUACCACUGGUGAGAAAGGUGAAGUAAUUAAAAAAAAAAAAAAAGGAGGGGGACUCAUGGUAGUCUGGCUCAUGAGAACAGCUGUCUUGUAAAAGCUUCUGUUAAUAAAACAUUAACUUAA
Pyrgilauda ruficollis (rufous-necked snowfinch) is the source of this 1347-nucleotide messenger RNA. RefSeq names its product armadillo repeat containing 7 (gene ARMC7). Gene Ontology annotation, molecular function: protein binding. The transcript is spliced from 3 exons. NCBI's taxonomy places the organism in Eukaryota, Metazoa, Chordata, Aves, Passeriformes, Passeridae. The coding region runs from base 116 to 664 and encodes 182 amino acids. The record is from RefSeq and is a predicted model, not a curated record.